AUGUUUGGUAGCAACCCGUAUAACAAUUCUUCUGGAUCUGGCAAUUCGUACCAGCAGCAACAACAACAACAGCCGUACGAACCCGAAAUGGAUAUGUAUCAACAGAUCCAGAGACCACCUGUUGCAGGUUUUAGUAAUAACUAUAUGAGGCAACAAAAUUCGCAUCAAUCGUUACAAGAUCAGUUACAAGAAGAAGGGAAUGGAAACGUAGUGCAUGGCGGUUUCACAGAUCUUCCGGGGUUAAACUAUCCUACUACACCGACUCACCAAAAUAACUAUAUUCCACCAAAUUUAAUGAAUAAUGCACAACAACAACAACAACAACAACAACAACCACCAGCAAUGACUGGAAUUUUCAAGCAUAACAAUAAUUCAAAUAGCAUGAUACAGCAGCAACCACAUGUACGGAAUGAUAAUAGCGGUGCAAGUGUUAAUAACUUCUCCCAACCUGCAGCUCCAUAUCCUCCUAGUCAUUAUUCAAAUGAAUCAGAUUAUAGCCAGCACCAAAAUAAUAUGAACACUGUAAUGACACCAAUUCAGCACAGUCAAAAUCAUUAUAACCAGGCAAUUCAACAGACUCCAACUAGAAAUUUUCAAGCAUCACAACCACAUCAAUUGCAGAAUAUGAAUGCUAGUUCUAAUAACGCUAGUUCUAAUGGCGACAACAAUUACAUGUUCUUUGAAAGAAGGCCAGAUUUAUUAUCUAAAGCCACCCAAGAUAGGGCUGCUGCUGUAAAAUUGAAAGUUGAAAAUUUUUAUCAACAAUCAGUCAAAUAUGCCAUUGAAAGAAAUGAGAGACGGGUAGAAUUAGAGGGUGAAUUAACGUCGCAUAACUGGUCCGACGAAAGAAAAUCAAGGCAAUUAAGUUCUUUGGGUAAAAAGGAAUCUCAGUUUUUAAGAUUAAGAAGAACAAGAUUAUCAUUAGAAGAUUUCCAGACUGUUAAAGUUAUUGGUAAAGGUGCAUUCGGUGAAGUCAGAUUGGUUCAAAAGAAAGAUACAGGUAAAAUAUAUGCUAUGAAGACACUUUUAAAAUCAGAAAUGUAUAAGAAAGAUCAAUUAGCUCAUGUCAAAGCAGAAAGAGAUGUUCUUGCCGGUAGUGAUUCUCCAUGGGUGGUUUCCUUAUAUUAUUCCUUCCAAGAUGCUCAAUACCUUUAUUUAAUCAUGGAAUUUUUACCGGGCGGUGAUUUGAUGACAAUGUUGAUUAGAUGGCAAUUAUUUACUGAGGAUGUCACCAGGUUUUACAUGGCAGAGUGUAUACUAGCAAUUGAAACAGUUCAUAAACUAGGGUUCAUUCAUAGGGAUAUAAAGCCUGACAAUAUUCUUAUUGAUAUCAGAGGACACAUCAAGUUAUCUGAUUUUGGUCUUUCUACUGGUUUCCACAAAACUCAUGACUCGAAUUAUUAUAAAAAACUACUGCAAGAAGAUCAAGCUAAUGGUGGUUUAACUAAACCAGGUCAGACUGUGAAUAAUAAUGGCAAUAAUAGGCAAACAAUGAUAGUAGACUCGAUCAAUCUAACCAUGUCGAACAGACAACAAAUCCAAACCUGGAGAAAGUCUCGUCGUCUAAUGGCAUACUCUACUGUGGGUACACCAGAUUAUAUUGCACCUGAAAUCUUUCUGUACCAAGGUUACGGUCAAGAAUGUGAUUGGUGGUCUCUUGGUGCCAUCAUGUAUGAAUGUUUAAUAGGUUGGCCACCCUUUUGCUCGGAGACUCCACAAGAAACGUAUCGUAAAAUUAUGAAUUUUGAACAAACUUUACAAUUUCCCGACGAUAUUCAUAUUUCUUAUGAAGCUGAAGAUUUAAUCCGAAGACUUCUAUCGCAUGCAGAUCAAAGAUUGGGUAGACAUGGCGGUGCAGAUGAGAUCAAGAACCAUCCAUUCUUCCGUGGUGUUGAUUGGAAUACGAUCAGACAGGUUGAAGCGCCCUAUAUUCCAAAAUUGAGUUCAAUAACUGAUACAAGAUUUUUCCCAACUGAUGAAUUAGAAAAUGUACCAGAUUCUCCAGCUAUGGUACAUGCUGCCAAGCAAAGAGAAGAGAUGAUGAAGCAAGGUAAUGUUAAUAAUGGGGCUGUCAAGGAAGAUUUACCAUUUAUUGGUUACACUUACUCUAGGUUUGAUUAUUUGACGAGGAAAAAUGCAUUAUAG
Molecule: messenger RNA, 2145 nt
Organism: Kazachstania africana CBS 2517
Lineage: Eukaryota; Fungi; Ascomycota; Saccharomycetes; Saccharomycetales; Saccharomycetaceae
Gene: CBK1
Product: serine/threonine protein kinase CBK1
Exons: 1
Coding region: 1-2145 (714 amino acids)
Biological process (GO): intracellular signal transduction; peptidyl-serine phosphorylation
Molecular function (GO): protein serine/threonine kinase activity; ATP binding
Source: RefSeq, a predicted model, not a curated record